UUUUAUUUACUAUCUCGUUCAGAACUGCACCAAUACAACUAUCUCGUUCCUCUCGUUUCCCCAUUCUCACAACAAUGGCAAUCUUACUUGUCUUCUUUCUCUCUCUACAACCUCUCACUCUCUCUCUAAACCAAGAAGGCAUCUAUCUGCAACGAGUCAAGCUCGGUCUCUCAGACCCAGCCGGUGUUCUCUCCGACUGGAACGAACACGACGACACAACCUGUAACUGGACCGGCGUAACAUGCGACAACUCGGUGACUUGCUCCGUCGAAUCUGUCGACCUCUCCAACGCCGGCCUCGCCGGUCCGUUUCCAACCUUCCUCUGCAGCCUCCCUUCUCUCUCUAACCUCUCUCUCUCUUCAACAACUUCAUCAAUUCGUCACUCCCUCUCACCACUUCGGAGUGAUUUGUCAAGAAACCAAAUUUCUGGCCAAAUUCCGGCGAAUUUGUGCGAAAAUGGGACUCUAAUGGAGCUUCUUUUGAUUUCUAAUUCCUUUACAGGGAAUAUCCCAGCAAGUCUCGGCGAAUUCAGUACCUUGAUCCGGGUCCUAUUGCGAACCAACGGUCUUUUUGGCGAAGUUCCAGAGGGCUUUUGGGAGUAGGGGAUUAAUAUAGUUGCUUACCCCAUAGCGUGUUGCUCAACAUCAUGGAUUGGACAAUUUGAAAUAUGUAAAACAGAUGUUACAGAUGCACUCCAACAUAAUUAAUCAUAGACAAAUUUAAUUCAAACAGUGUAGAGAUAUAGAAAUAUCAGGAUUGCUGAAAUAGGAGACCAAACAAGAUCAU
This is a messenger RNA of Cornus florida, 786 nucleotides long. Its product is annotated as receptor-like protein kinase HSL1. The record is from RefSeq and is a predicted model, not a curated record. Lineage: Eukaryota; Viridiplantae; Streptophyta; Magnoliopsida; Cornales; Cornaceae. The transcript has a single exon. The coding region runs from base 75 to 602 and encodes 175 amino acids.